Molecule: messenger RNA, 981 nt
Organism: Syngnathus typhle (broad-nosed pipefish)
Lineage: Eukaryota; Metazoa; Chordata; Actinopteri; Syngnathiformes; Syngnathidae
Gene: dmac2
Product: distal membrane arm assembly component 2
Exons: 6
Coding region: 53-802 (249 amino acids)
Molecular function (GO): protein binding
Source: RefSeq, a predicted model, not a curated record
AUUGGCAAAGUAUACAUUUUCGACCCUCGUGCGUUUCUGUAGAAACACAAUCAUGUCUGCUCCCUUAGUGUCUCUACUCGGAUGCUAUCUACGGUCAUCUCGGCUCCUAGUUGCUAGGCGACCAUGGAGCUCCAGCCCUGUGAGCUCGCCUCCCCUGCACACGAGGCUGCUCCUCUACCUCACCAAGCGCUUCUAUGACGUUGAGAUGCUUCUAAGAUUGAAGUCUCUGAUGAAGAGGAGAGGGCUAAAGACGGAGAAUGCUUACUACAGCUACACCCAGAGCCUUUAUGGAGCUGACAUUGCAGCAGCCUACUACACUUUGCGUUUAAAGGGUGGAUUCCGGUUUGCUGGCCAUUCAGAAUGGUACCGGGCAGACCAUAAGGGCAAGUUCAAUUGGGAUUUCUUGAAUUACAAAGACACACCUCUCGAGGAAGUAGACAUGAGUUAUUCAGUCAUCAACUACAUUGGACUAUCCAAUUUGGAGGGGCAACGGUCUUUGCAGACUCUGUCCGUACGAGGAUGUCCAGAGGUGGAUGACUGGUUCUUGGCUAGACUCCACGUGUUCCAGGACUCUCUAAAGGAGCUGGACAUCUCUCAUUGUCCACGCAUCACCACAGGCGGCCUGGUUGCCCUGAGGAAUCUCAAGGGACUGCGGCGUCUGGACGUGUCGGCCCUUCCAGGGAUUUCGACACCUGGCUUGGUGAUCAUCCUGCUAGAGGAGAUGUUACCACAAUGUGAGAUCAUCGCUUCUGGUUACGAUUACAAUUUAAAGCAAGUUGAGGAAGAGUGCAGUCAGGGGUAGAAAAAAAAUAAAAUCGCUUUGGUAAUUAGACACAUCCAGGAUAAAUAAAGAAAAAUCACAAGUAUUUUGUUGGUUUCAGUAUGCAUUAGAUUAUUCAGGUUGGAUUAGAUUAUUCAAUUAUGUAUUUGUUGGUAAACUGUGUAUACAGUAUGUUUUUAAUAAAGGUUGAUCCAAUUCGA